GGCGAAGCUUCCCUCCCUUAUAGUGUUGCGGGAGAUCUGAGGCUGAGCAACACGGGGGCCCUAUGUUUUUUGUGUUUUUCCUUUGAAUUUUGUGUCGUUGGCAUGUGCUGAGGCGGUGUUGGCGUGCUGUAGUGAGGCGAUCAACGGGUCUGCUGAGAGGGAAGGGUGUGUGACAGUGAAAAACAAGCCCACAACACCACCACCACCACCAUGGAGUCCCUCACCACACAGUUUGACGAGCUGAUCCGCACCAUGAAACUCUUGUCCGACCCGGCAGAGAAGAAGUUCCUGGAGUUCACAGAGGGGGUGGAGGGGCAGCAGCGGGAGUGGCAGGAGCUGGCAGGCGAGGUGCAGCGGCUACAGGAGCAGGUGAACCAGGGGCAGAAGACCAUAAAAAAUCUGGAGAUGAAGCUGAAGAACGCGCGUCACCUGCUGGACCUGGAGAAGGGACGUAGAAUUGCUGCCGAGAAUGAGAAGAGGGAUAUGGCUGGACAGAUCCUGCAGGCGAUAGAGAUGCUGGGGCAGGGACAGGUGGUGAAGACGAAGGAGCGCCUCCAGCAGCUGCAGCAUUCCUUCUCCUCAGAGGUGCCAGGGCCGGGGCACGGCCUGAGCAGGCAGCACUCACCCAACGGCCCACUGUCCACCAUCACCGAGGACCAUGACUCUAUUGGCACCAUCCUCAACGUGUCACAGAUGGACAUCACGGAGGAGGACGACCUGGAGGACUCCCGUCUACGCUCCGGCCGUUCCUACAAGCGCAAGUCCUCCCCUGACAGGCUGGACAGGUCCUCAGGGGUGGGACACAAGCGACUGUCUGGCAGGAUAAGUGGCGGUGAUGGAGGCAAGGAGAACAAACAGAGCCUAGAGGUGAAGACAGAGGUGACAUGCUACACAGAGGGAGAUGAGCUGAAGAGCGUCAAGGUGGACAUCCAGCCCUCAGCACCGCCCUACCUGGCCGUCAUUGGUGCAGGGGAGGGCGUGGAUCUUUCAGCAGAGAAGUCGUCCCUGGAGAGCAGCAGAGAGGAGAUGCUGAGUCCCCUUAAGAAGCCCCCACGCACUCCAGCCCCUCCGCCCCCCACCCCAUCAGUAGGGAACAGGCAGGGCAUGCUGUCCCCCUCGGUAAAUUACAAUUAUAUCAACAUCGGCACACCUGUCACGCCUCAGCACCAGGCGUACAGCACCCCAACAGGCACCCCACACACCCCAGUGCUUCGUAACUACAACUCGGCCAGCAAGGUGAAUGGACGCACCCACGCCUUCGUCCUCAAGACCACCUAUAAGAUUGAGCACUGCCAGCCGUGUGGAAAGAGGAUCAAGUUUGCCAAGGCAUGUCUGAAGUGCCGUGACUGCCGGGCCAUCUGUCACAGUGAGUGCCGGGAGCAGGUGCCCCUCCCCUGCGUGCCCAGUGCCAACACCCCCAACAACAAGGGCUGCAUGGGCACCAUUGCAGAUUAUGCCCCCUCCACGCCCCCAAUGGUUCCUGCUCUGGUGGUUCACUGUACUAAUGAGGUGGAGAACAGGGGCCUGACAGAGGUGGGGAUCUAUCGUCUCUGUGGCUCGGAGAAAGAUAUCAAGGAGCUUAAGGAGCAAUUCCUAAGGGGUCGUGGGCUGCCUAACCUCUCCCAGCUGGACAUCCACGUCAUCUCCGGCACCCUCAAGAUCUUCCUGCGCAGCCUGAAGGAGCCGCUCAUCACCACCCUGCUGUGGAAAGACUUCACCUCAGCCGCCAGCGAGGCAAACCAGGACUGCUCUGCCUCCCUCUACCAGGCCAUCUCUGAAUUGCCGCAGCCCAACCGGGAUACACUGGCCUGGAUCAUUUCGCACUUGCAGAGGGUUGCCGAGUGUCCAGAGUGCAAGAUGCCAGCAACGAACCUGGCCAAGGUGUUCGGGCCGACGUUGGUGGGGUACUCAUCUGCUGAGCCAGAGAUGCCCACCAUGAUGCAGGAGACCAGGCUGCAGCACCUGGUGAUGGAGAAGCUGCUGGAGAUUUCAUCUGACUACUGGAACUCCUUCAUCCAAGUGACAGAUGAGAACACACAUCCAGUACAGCCAAGGACGCCAGACUUUGGGGGCUCCAUGCUGGGUGGUGUGCCUCGCUCCACCUCCCGCCGCCGUUCCCAGCUCUUCCGCACCCCACUGCAGUCCAGGAACAGCAACAGCCACCAUGCGAGGAAGUAGAGGACAGGUGCAGUGGAAGUCUUGUGCAGUCUCGUCCUGAGGUGCUGAGGGAUGCUGAGACACUACUGACACUACCACGGCCUUCGUGAACUACUGAGUGUGUGAGGACGUGUGGGGUGUGAAGGAAGCAGUCUGAACCCCACCCAUUUCCCCACACCUCCUUCAUAGUACCUUAAGUGUUUUGUACAUCACUGCUUUGUCCGGUCGGUGUAUUCUGUAUAUUAUUCAUUCAUGUAUUUACUCACAUUCCCAUAGUUGUUACAAGUGCCUACUGAGUCCAUCCAUCAGUGCAUUCAGUGUUGAUGGUGGUAAGUUAAGUUUUAUAUAUACUACAUACAUAUACACUGUUUUUACUCCUGGCUACCCAUAUUAUGAGGAUGCCACUUGUACACGUACACACACACGCACACACACACACACACACACACACACACACACACACACACACACACACACACACACACACACACACACACACACACACACACACACACACACACACACACACACACACACACACACAUACAUGUUCUAUAUAUAGUUAUAUUUUUUAGUUCUCUAUUAAUUUUUCAGUUUUGUAUCACUUUUAUAUAUCUGCAUAAUGGUUUCGUUUUACACAUUUUUCUAGUUUUUCUAAUGAUUUUUCCAGUUUUGUGCAUAAUGUUUUGUAUAUUUUUCUAGUUUUGUAAUAUUUUUACAUCUGAUGACUAAUGUGUUCAGGAGACAGUAACAUAGGUCCUCUGGUAAUACAUCUCACUACCCAGUAUCUACUUUAUUCCUCAACAUCCUUAUCUCUCACUUACCAGAGGAAUGGCAUCUCCCUGCUAGCUGUGUUGCAGUCCAUAUUAGUAUUUGUACACUGGUUACUGUCAUCUCUCAUCUGACGCUAUGCUAAACCAUCAGUCUAAUGUAGGUUAAGUCCAUUCAACAGAUCUUCACUUAUUUUACCUACUUCACCCACUCUGCUGUUCCCUUGGCUUGCUGUCUUGAUGGGCUGUCUCCAGGGUGAUCUGUGCAUGCUGGGAAUGGCUGUCAGUAUGAAUUUACUUACUUAUCCUGCUUAUACUGACUUAUACAUAAUCUUCCAUAGGGUGAUAGGGUGCAAGGAUUAGGUAUCAUUAUGGAAAGUUUCAUAUAAAGCCCUCUAUAGCAUGAUAAUUUUGCCUACACACUCUUCCAUAGGCUGAUAAACUGUCUGCAAGGAUUAGCUUUAAGUGGAUGGAAAAUUAAGUUUAGCUUUGUUUGUUUCCACAAAUUAGCUCUUGUUCUAGCUGUGAAAUAGACGUAAAGCAAAGAUUUGUGACCUUUCUCCAUAGCUGGGAUGAAAGGCUAGGAAUGUUACCCUCCUGUGUGUGUGUGUUUGUGUGUGUGUGUGUGCUCCCCAAGAGAUCCAAAAUAGCCAAUCAGCAAACAGUUACAUUUACCAGUGAUAGUGUUAAGUUAAGUAUCCUGAGUUUUUUAUAAGGUAGCAGAGAUACCAUGCUAGUCUGUGCCACCAAGUAUAGUAUGACUUAGGAAGAGGAGGAGAGGGAAGGUGAAACAGGAAACAAGAGAGAUCCAGACACUCCACACCCUUAAUCCUGAUUGAAGAAGACUAAUGGAGGACUUGGCAUGCUGUACAGCCACCCACAUCUUGAUACACUCCACAUACACUGCAGGUUACUAGGAAGCCCUUACUCUGCCUUAGCCAGGAGCAGUAGGAACACCAGGGGUGCAGCUGAUGUACUGUGUUCCCUUAGUCCCUAGAAAUGUGCAUAAUAUUAACUGGACCUGUUGCUUAGUGUUAUGUUAUCCAUCAUCCAUUAUUUGUGUUCAUUUAGAUGUUCUCAUUAUUUUUUAUACAUACAGUUAAGUACAUUUGUUUAUUGAGUACCUUAUCAUUUGUUGUUGGAUUGGUAAUUGAAAGUUGUAUGGUUUGAUUACAUAUGACUUAAACUCCAGUUCAUACUAAGAAAUGUUACAUUUGUAUACUUUAUAUACAAACAUUACAGGCAUUCCUUGGUGCUGAUAGUGCAACAUUACUUUUCAACUUUUUUUUUCCAUAACAUCCAUGAUGCCUGUCUUGAUUUACCGAACUUUUUUUUGUACAUUUAUACUUUGUUCUCAUUGUUCUAUUUGACUAACACUUAAUAGCAAAAUGCUUCCUAUGGACAGCCCUUCUUGACCAUUUUUUGUCUGUUCAUUUUGACCUUUUCCAUACCUGACUUGCUCUUCCUGCUCUACACCUUCCCUGACCCAAACAUAACAAGGUAUGGCCUUCACUUUUUUUUAUACUACUUGACAUUAUCUUCCUUUCCCUUCUUAAACACAUGACAGCAAGAUAAUACUAACUUAUGACACUCUUUCCUUGGCCUGUACAUAAGGUGACUGUCUCACUUUUCCUUGACCAACAUAUACAAUGGUUCUAGAAUCACUUAACUUUUUUUACACCACUUCACAUUCUCUUUCCUUUUCUCUUUCCAUUCUCUUUCCUACCCAGACACCUUUUUAAACUGAAAUUCUCUUCUUUCUCUAUUUUUUCUUGACCAACACAUAAGAUAAUUCCAACAACACUUCACUUUCCUAUACUACUCAACAUUCUCGUUCCUUCACGCCAACACAGCAAGUUAACGCAAUAUCCAGUGUACUUACUUAUCCCUUAACGUAGAAAAGAGAGGCCCUGCAUUGGUCUCCCUCUGGAUUCAAAAAGAACAGGUCUGGAUGUGUACAUAUAGUAAGUUAAGGUUGUGUAUUAUACAGUGCUAACAAACCACAUGUAAACUGCCUCACUAAUGCUGUAUUAUGUCAUGGAUGUGUUCAAGCCUUAUCUGGAAUCCAUGUAUGUCAUUUUCUUUUUGUAAUUUUCUAUGCCAAACCAACUUAGUGAAUUCAAUACAUGUAUCUGAUGA
Molecule: messenger RNA, 5066 nt
Organism: Scylla paramamosain (green mud crab)
Lineage: Eukaryota; Metazoa; Arthropoda; Malacostraca; Decapoda; Portunidae
Product: rac GTPase-activating protein 1-like
Exons: 15
Coding region: 211-2178 (655 amino acids)
Biological process (GO): Rho protein signal transduction; mitotic spindle midzone assembly; mitotic cytokinesis
Cellular component (GO): spindle midzone; midbody; nucleus
Molecular function (GO): GTPase activator activity
Source: RefSeq, a predicted model, not a curated record